Molecule: messenger RNA, 6017 nt
Organism: Phlebotomus papatasi
Lineage: Eukaryota; Metazoa; Arthropoda; Insecta; Diptera; Psychodidae
Gene: ttk
Product: protein tramtrack, alpha isoform
Exons: 6
Coding region: 1498-3138 (546 amino acids)
Biological process (GO): regulation of transcription by RNA polymerase II
Cellular component (GO): nucleus
Molecular function (GO): protein binding
Source: RefSeq, a predicted model, not a curated record
ACUUCAAAAUAUUUCGAAAGAGUCACACGGAUACAAAGUCAUACUAGUAUAGGCCAUCGAGUUAACUCCUCGACAUUUCUCUACAUUCAACAUUGAGUUUAGUUGUAUGAAAAUUGCCGCGGAUUGCGGUACGGAACGUACGUUAGUCGGGUUCAGGAGUGCUACACCAGCAUUUUACCAUGGAUUUUUCAAGGAAACGCUGAAGGAGGCAGAAGUGCGACAGUUUUAUUUUUUUAUUUUAUUAUUAUUUCAACAAUUUAAGUUUUCUCAGCAAAAACACCCAAGCAACUGGUUUGCAUUUCCACACGAAAAGUGCAAAAGUUCCGACAGAAGGAAAAUAUUUUCCUGAAAAUUUUUUUUUGUUAAAUCUAUAAGUUUCCUUGAAAUAACUUAUGUUUCAUCCUAAAAGUGAUUCUUUGCUCAAGACAUACCUAGUGAAGAAAAAGUGUAACAGUGACAUUUCGGUUAAUAUAAAAUAUAUUUCUGAAUUUUUCCGAACUUCUCUCUAGAAUCAGGGGGAGUUGGAGCAAGAAGAUAGAACUCUCAGUUUUUUACGUGUCUCCAUACAAAUUACAUAUUGACGUCAUCCAAUUCUCAAAAUUGUACGUUUUCAUGACUUUUUGUUAAUUUGUGGUGAGAAUUUAAAAGAAAAAAAUAAGUAAAUUUGAAAAAAUCUUGAAGUAUUUCUCCAAGAUUUAGAGAGUGCACACAUAAAACUUGAUGAAAAUAAAAAAAUGUGCCAGCAAUUCAAAAAAAAAAGAUGAAUCAUGAGGAUUUUCAUCAUCACCACUUUGGAUUCACUUGGAUUACUUCAAAGUUUCUAAUGUGAUUUUCAAGGAAAAUAUUAUCACUCGGGAACGUUUCAAGGAGAUUUCGUUAAAACUGUGCAACAAAAAGUUUCGUGAAAAAAAAACUAUAUCCGGACAUUUGGUUUUUCAUUUAUAAAAUCUGGGAUUUUUAAGUGAUUUACCGUGCAAAUUUAGCAAGACAACAAAAAAAAAUUAGCUCAAAUUGACUGGCAAAGGAGUUGUGAGACGAAAAUAGUGCCUUUUGAAAAUUCUACCAUAAAGAUUACCCGUACUGUGGAUAUCUCAAAGAAAACUCAAUGUGCUGUGUGCAAAACAGGAAAUUUGUGCGCCAAAGGGUUAACUCUCCACUGUUCAUUAUUUCUGUUCGUGAUUCAGGCGAAACGGACUUACCAGCCCUGCCAAUCACAUAAAAAUUAAGUAGUGAAGGGGACAAAAGGAGAAUCUUCCAAACCACAGAAACAAUUUUGAGAAGCAAUUAAUUUGUUUUACUGUGACAACGUGUUUCGCAAAGUUCUUCCAUUUUGAAUAUUGGAAGGUGUAAAUUGGACGUGUUUGAGAGGAUAUUGCUCACGAGGAGAGACAAUUGCGUGGAACUGGCUGAAGGCGUUAAACAACGCCUUGUAUUAUUCAUCUCUUCUUUUACACCUAUAAAAUAUCUUAGUAGAGAUAUUUUCUUAUAAAUAGCAAAAUGACGUCCCAAAGAUUUUGUCUUCGAUGGAACAAUCAUCAAACAAAUUUACUAUCUGUCUUCGAUCAAUUGCUACAUGCUGAAACAUUUACGGAUGUCACAUUAGCCGUCGAAGGACAAUACCUCAAAGCUCACAAGAUGGUGUUAUCGGCAUGCAGUCCCUAUUUCCAGGCACUGUUUGUCAACCACCCCGAAAAACAUCCCAUCGUUAUACUGAAAGAUGUACCCUUUGCCGAUAUGAAGAGCUUACUGGAUUUUAUGUAUCGAGGGGAAGUUUCUGUAGAUCAAGAACGACUAACGGCAUUUCUGAGGGUAGCCGAAAGCUUACGGAUAAAGGGUCUUACAGAAGUAAAUGAUGAAAGACCCUUGGGUCCAGCUCACACACCACCCCCGCCUCAGUUACACAGAAUCCAUCCAUAUUUGGCGCAACGGAAACAACAAGGAAUGCUUCUGAGUAAUCCGUUGCUAGGCAGUGCACUAACUAUGCCUAAACGGAAACGAGGGAGACCGCGGAAAUUAUCAGGCAGUUCAAAUGGUGCAGGAAAUGACUAUGAUGACUACGAAUCCCGCGAUAAUCUCAUUCAAGGCUCACCUGAACUGUUGGAAGUAAAAAUGGGUACAGAUAUGUACUCAAAUUCCGGCAAUGAAGGAUCUGACGAUAACCCCAACCGAGAAGACGCUGAUCAAGAUUCCAAUCAAGAAGCAAUGGAUACUUCAGAGUCGCAACAGAGCAAAUCAGCGUCUCAUCCCGCCGCCUCAACGUCUAAAGAACCCAGUCCGCGAAAAGAUCAAGACAACAGUACCUCAGGUGAUCGUUGCUUUGGCGAUGAUGGAUCAGAUGGCGAUAGUGCAAUGGAUGCCACCUUUAUGGAGCCCCAAUUGAUGUUGGAUGAAUACGAUGAACCUGUAGAGUUUAAGUAUGAUCCCAAUUCUGCAUCACCACCCCCACCUUCAGGCGAACAGACAACACCAGGCGGAGGGGCCACAUCUAGUGGCACACGGAGUACCACCGUUCAGUUGGAGAUGCCAAAAUUGACGCCAAUUCUGCAGCAUCAUAUUUUGGCACCCCAGAAAAUCCUACCAAAGCUACAGAAACGUCCAAAAGUGAAACAAAAUGGCAUCUCAGGAGAGCAACAGGGUGGAAGUACGGGGAGUGGUGGUACUGGCGGAAACACCCUCCAAGUGACAAAUGUCUUUGGAAACCUCAAUAACAAUGACUUUAUUGACAUCUUCAGCAGCAACCUAUUCACAACGACCGCCACCUCAACAUCCUCCUCGACGUCCCCCCAAUCAACCACCACCAUCAAGAUUGAGCCACAGAUUACGAGCAAUCGCAGCGGAAAGUACAUCAUUGAUGACUCAGAGGGCUCCGUCAGGGAUUUCUGUACCAAAGAGGGCGAUCAUGUGUAUCGCUGCAAAGUAUGCUCCCGCGUUUAUACCCACAUCAGCAAUUUCUGUCGCCACUAUGUUACGUCACACAAGCGCAAUGUCAAAGUCUACCCAUGUCCCUACUGCUUCAAAGAAUUCACGAGAAAGGACAAUAUGACGGCCCACGUUAAGAUUAUCCACAAAUUGGAAAGUAGUUCAGCAAAUGCAACUGGCGCUGCAACUGUCUCAGCCGCCACGAGUCAGGGUCAAUAGGAUUCAUAAAAGUGAGCGGAUUCAGUAAAGAAGUAAAACCCAAAAAAAAAAGAAAAAUUGACAAAGGAAGAAACCUUGUGAGAAGCAAAAAAAAAUCCUUUUUCACUUUCCACCUCUUUCCUUCUCAAUCCACAAUUCGUCGCGCACCAUCGUGCGACUUUGAUGCGAAAGUGAAAAAGUAACUUUCAAUCAACCUGUGUACCUUAAAUUGCAAGUAGAACUUAUUAAAAUUUAUAAGACGAGAUAAAAAAAAAAUAUGUAUGAUUUUUUUUUUGAGAGAACUUGUACAGUUCCGUGGGAUAGAUAAAGUGCUAAGUGAGAAAAAAAAAGUUAUUAUAAAAAGAAAAUUAUUAUUAUCUAAAAUAUUGUGGCUGUUAACAGUGGCAGCGCUUAAGAUGGGAUGGAAACAAGGAAGCAAAAAAACAAUAAUACGUUAAAAAUUGUUAAAUUAGAAAUUUAUGAUUUAUAAAAAAAAAUAUCAUUCCUUCAAAAGGGUAUUUUUAUAGAACUACUGUGUAAUAAAAAAAAAGAAACAUUUAAUAAUUUAAUAAUCAAAGGAGUAUAAGGAAAAAACUACGCAAUUUCUAACAAAACAAAAAAUAAAAUCAAAAUUGACAGAGAUAUACAAAGAAGAUGGAGAAUAUUUAAAAAAAAACAAUGGAUCAAAAUAUUUAGCGACCAUAGAAAAAAAAUUAUAGUGUUUAUAAUAAAAAAAAGAGAAAAAACAAUCAAUGAAAACUAAUAUAAUAAUAUUUUGUAGAAAAUGAGUACAAUUGUUAUCUAUACUUAGAGGAGAAGGAAGAAAUUAAAAAUGAAAAUUCAAAAAAAAAAGAUAUACCAUAAAGUUGUUAUUUUUUUUUUAAAGAAGAACUAAUUAAUAUGUCCAUGUUCCAUUUAAUAUUACUCUUUUUCCUAUCGACUUUUCCGAAGAAAAAUAAAUUGAAUUAUCUUGGUCAAAAAUUUAGCAUCCGCGAAGUAAAAAUUCUUAUAUCUGUUUUUUUUUUAAUUUUUUGUGAGUCAAAUAAUGAAGACAAAGAAAUAUAGAAUUAAAUGAAAUAUUAUAAUGAAAAAAUAUAUAUUAACUGGGACUGACAUCCUGUGAUCCAAACAAGUGUACGGCACUUUUUUUCUGUAAUAAAAUUAACACGAUAAAGUAAUAAGUGAAAAAAAAUAUAAGAAACUGUGUAAAAGGUGGAAAGAAACCAAGAUAAGAGAAAGAUACAAAAGAGCUAAUCAUACAAUGAUGCUUCUCACCGAAUGAUUCAAGCUCCAAGUUGAAAAUGUUCACCGUGAAUUUUUUUAAACACUUACGAGAGGCCUUAUCAAAUCAUUUGAUAUCAAAUUGAGUAAUUAAUGACGACAAUAAAGUAAAAGAAAAAAAAAAGAGGAAAAAACUAUUGAUAAAAAAUAUAACAAAGUAUACAAUGCUAAAUAUAAACAGACUGAAAAAAGAUGCCUUGAAAUAUUCUUCCCAAUAAAAUCUAAUAUUAGAAAUUUAAAAAUCAAAAAAUAAUGUAAUCUUCCAGUUUUAAUUUGAUUUUGAAUUAGAAACCACGUUAAAAUUAAAUAUCUUAUAAAAAAUUUAAAUAUUUACAAAUAAAAUACAAAUAUUAAAAAAAAAUCUAUGAAUUUUUGGAUAUUUUGAGCAAUGGAAUAAUGGUGAGAGUUCAUUUUUUGCAUAUAAGAUUCUAAUAAUCUUUUCUUUUUUUUAUCCAUCACUUUUAUUUUCUGAAAAUGAUCAACUGGAAUAUUAUGCGGAAAUACGAAGACAACAAAUUCUUUAACAGAAAAAUUUUAAAAAAUACACAAUGCGCCUAAAACAACAAAAAUUAAAAGUAACGAACUAAAAAAUGUGAAGACAAAACAUUGAAAAAGUUCUUCAGACCUUUUCCAGGUAAAAUAAAUCAAGGAGAAAACAAUUAAAUAUUUAUCUUAUGUUCAUUAUUUUGGUUUUGUUAACAAAAAAAACAAUAAUUCAUUUUUAAAAACCCCCUAUUUUUCUUUUUUUUAUUUGUAGAAUUUUCAUUUUUCUUAGUCUUUUACAUAGAUAGUGCAAUUUAGUUAGUAGAGAGAGAAAUGAAAAAAAAGAAACAACUAUACAAAAUAGUAAUUAAUUUUAUAUUAAAAUGGUUUAUAAAAAAAAGAAUAAAUAAUUACAGCAAAAGUGUGAAAAAAUGCACAUCAAAUUUUCAAUCAGGAAAUUAAAAUAACGAUUAAUUUUGAUUAAAAAGUUUUGCAUAUAUAUUUGCGUUAUUGUAGACUUUGGAACAAGCAAACACAAUCCAAUGUUUUUUUUUCUUGUUUUUAUUUUGUGUAAUUAACACCCAUAAGAUUUUAUUCUUUUUUUUCCAAACAAAGAUAAAUAAAAAAUUAAUAUUUAUUGGAAAGCAACAACAAAAGAAAAACUUUCUCAAUUUUAUAUAAUUUUUAUUUCCACAAGUGCACUCAAAGAUUUAUUAUGUUUUACUUGUUUUUAUUAUUAUAUUUCUUUGUACAUUUUUGCACAAUACAUAUUUUUUUUAAUAUUGAAGUAUCCUCCCAAUAGAAAAAGGACUAUCAAUUUGCAAGGCGUGUAAUGAUACGCAUAGAGGAAAUAUUUUUUUUUAUAUAUAGAAGACAGAAAUGGAUGAAGCUGAUAAAAAGAAAAUGAAGAAAAAAACCUUCCAAUACGUUAUUAAUUUUUAAUUUAAUUUAUGGGUUUUUAUUUUGUAAAGGUGUAAUUUAUUAUUCUCUAUUAUGUAUUAUGUCUCUUUAAAAGAAAAAUACACACAACACAAUGCUGAUGAUAUAAACUAAAAAGAAAAGAGAGAUAAAAAAUGAAGUAAUUUUAUCAAAAUGAUUUAGAACACAAUACACCCAAUAAAUAUAAUUUACAUCUA